This is a messenger RNA of Penicillium mononematosum, 2052 nucleotides long. RefSeq names its product acetoacetyl-CoA synthase. Gene Ontology annotation, cellular component: cytosol. The coding region runs from base 1 to 2052 and encodes 683 amino acids. The transcript is spliced from 6 exons. The record is from RefSeq and is a predicted model, not a curated record. Gene Ontology annotation, biological process: lipid metabolic process. Gene Ontology annotation, molecular function: acetoacetate-CoA ligase activity. NCBI's taxonomy places the organism in Eukaryota, Fungi, Ascomycota, Eurotiomycetes, Eurotiales, Aspergillaceae.
AUGACAUCUCUUCCACGUAAACUAUGGCAGCAUCCAGCCCCCGAGUCGACCCAAAUGGGUCACUUCCAGCGAGACCUAGAGAAAUCCACCGGACGCAAGUUCGACUCCUUCCAUGAUAUGUACCUGUAUUCAGUCAAGAACCGUUCAGCGUUCUGGGAAUUCUGCUGGAAAUACUUCCAACUGAUCCACGAGGGCUCUUACACAAAGGUAGUCGAUGAAUCCGCUCGAAUGGACAGCGUACCCGAGUGGUUCGCCGGUGUGCGUCUGAACUUCGCCGAGAACCUGCUUUUCUCGCGCACUGCUGGCGACAAAACAGACAAGGAAGACAACAAGAUUGCUGUUAGCGAAGUUCGAGAAGGCGCUGCGCAUGAGGUUAUCCAUCUCACCUGGGGCGAGCUCCGACGACGGACCGGAGCGCUGGUCCAGGCUAUGAAGGCUCAUGGGGUCGUUCGGGGUGAUCGUAUUGCUCUCUGCGCGGCGAAUAGCAUUGAUACACUACUUGUGUUCCUGGCGUCAACGGCUCUGGGAGCUAUCUUCUCGUCUAGUUCCACGGAUAUGGGUACUAAAGGCGUUUUGGAUAGGCUGCUUCAGAUCAAGCCUCGCUGGCUGUUUAUGGACGACCUGGCUGUUUAUAACGGUAAGACCAUCGACUUGCGAUCGAAGAUUGGGGAAAUCGUGAAAGGCAUGAAGUCUGUUCCUGAAUUUGAGGGAGUCAUCUCACUACCUCGGUUCUCUUCGCGGCCGGCGGAUAUCAACUCCAUCCCUGGGACCAAGACUCUGGCGGAGUUCCUCGAAAAGGCGGGCGGAAAUGAGAAACUCGAAUUUGAAAGAGUUGGAUUCCGCGAUCCCUUCUUGGUGGUUUACUCGUCUGGCACAACAGGACAGCCGAAGUGUAUCGUCCAUUCUGUGGGGGGCGUGCUUCUAAACUCGAGCAAGGAGGGGAGAUUGCAUGGUGAUCUCGGGCCUGACUGUGUGACCUUACAAUAUACGACAACAGGAUGGAUUAUGUAUAUGAGUGCUGUGCAGACUUUACUCUUUGGGGUGCGGGUGGUGCUGUAUGAUGGAAGCCCAUUUAUCCCAGGUAUCACUGCUUUGAUUGAUCUCGCAGCGCAGGAGAAGGUGACCCACCUUGGAAUAUCACCCCGGUGGCUCCAUGAGUUACAACAGGCUAAGAUCAGACCCCGCGAGAAAGUUGAUCUCAGCUCGUUACGGGUUGUCACAAGCACUGGCAUGGUUCUUCGGGAUGCAUUGUUUGAGUGGUUCUAUGACGAAGGGUUCCCAUCCCAUACUCGUCUGAAUAAUAUUUCUGGGGGCACUGAUAUUGCAGGAUGCUUUGGAACAGGCAACCCCCUUGUCCCACUAUACGUUGUCUGGGCAUUCCCGUGGAGGUUUACGAACUCUACGAUUGAGGGCGGCGACGGGAUCAAGGGAGUACCCGUGGAGGACGGUGUUCCAGGCGAAUUGGUCGCCACAUCUGCUUUUCCCAACAUGCCCACACUAUUUUGGGGUGAUGAGAGCGGCAAGAAGUACCAUGAUGCGUAUUUCGAGAGAUUCGACAAUGUGUGGACACACGGGGACUUCGUUUCCAUCCAUCCAAUCACGAAACAGAUCCUGUUUCACGGACGCGCUGAUGGGGUUCUCAACCCGUCGGGAGUGCGGUUUGGAUCGGCCGAGAUCUAUCGGGUACUCGAGGGCCAAUUUUCGAAAGAAAUUAGCGAUUCCAUAUGCGUAGGCCAGCGACGACCAACAGAUACGGAUGAGCGGGUUAUACUCUUUUUGCUCAUGAGACCAGGGGUGGCGUUCACACCGGACCUGGUUGCACGAGUGAAAAGUGCGAUCCGUGCAGAGCUGAGCCCUCGCCAUGUGCCCAUGUUCACGUUCGAGACCCCUGAAAUCCCGACCACGGUCAACCUGAAAAAGGUGGAGCUCCCUGUGAAGCAGAUUGUGUCUGGAAAAAUCAUAAAGCCGUCGGGUACACUGCUCAACCCGAAGAGCUUGGACUUCUACUAUCAAUUCGCCCAAGUGGAAACUCUGCGCGAGAGUAAGCUCUGA